Molecule: messenger RNA, 1665 nt
Organism: Scheffersomyces coipomensis
Lineage: Eukaryota; Fungi; Ascomycota; Pichiomycetes; Serinales; Debaryomycetaceae
Product: lactose permease
Exons: 1
Coding region: 1-1665 (554 amino acids)
Biological process (GO): transmembrane transport; carbohydrate transport
Cellular component (GO): membrane
Molecular function (GO): carbohydrate:proton symporter activity
Source: RefSeq, a predicted model, not a curated record
AUGCUGUAUGAAAGUAGUGAAUCUGUUCGUGAAGAUUCAAAUAUUAAAAAUGGAAGUGAUAAUCACUUAAUCGAUGUACCUCCAGCAAGUUUGGAAGAUAUUGAGACCUACCCCAUUUUAAGUAGACCAAUGAUUCCUUUACUUGCUUCUUGUUUCCUUAUUUAUUUAGUUGCUACUACUACUGGUUUUGAUGGUUCCUUGAUGUCAAGUAUCUAUACUCAAGAAGAUUAUUUAAGGGAAUUUAAUUUAGAUGCUGACUCUUCAACUUCUACAGGUAUUAUCUUCUCUAUCUACAAUAUUGGACAAAUUGUUGGAGCAUUGUUCUGUCCUUUUAUUGAUUGGAAGGGUAGAAAAAACGUUAUUAUCUUUGGUUGUUUAGGUGUUGUUGUUGGUGCUGUUAUUACUGCAGUUUCUAAAAAUAUUGGUACAUUACUUGCUGGUAGAUUCAUUUUGAGUUUCUUCACCACUUUAGCUAACACUGCUGCUCCUUUAUACGUUACCGAAAUUGCUGCUCCAAAGGCAAGAGCCAGAAUCGCUGGUUGUUACAAUACUUUAUGGUAUUGUGGUGCUAUUAUUGCUGCAUUUACUGCUUAUGGUGCAAACUUACAUCACAGUGGAAGUUCAUUAAGUUUUAGAUUACCUCUUGGUAUUCAAGCUGUUUGUCCAGGAAUUGUGUUUAUAUUCGGUUGGUUCAUCCCAGAAAGUCCAAGAUGGUUGGUAGGUGUUGGUCGGUUAGAUGAAGCUAGACAGGUUAUUGUAAACUAUCAUUGUAAUGGAAAUAUGGAUCAUCCUCUUGUUGAUUUUGAAAUGGCUGGAAUGGAAGCUUCUUUUGAAGGAAAAUCUUUACAAAACUCAUUUAGAUUAUUAGAUCCAAGACCACUUUUCAAGAAUCGUAAUAGUUAUCGUUCAUGUUUAGUUAUUAUCAUUGCAUUCUUUGGUCAAUUUUCAGGUAAUAAUUGUGCUAGUUAUUAUCUUCCAACUAUGUUAACCAAGAUUGGUAUGACUUCAGUCACUACCAAUGUGUUAAUGAAUGCUGUGUAUUCGAUUGUUGCUUGGAUGGCAUCUAUCGUUGGUGCUUUUGCCCAUGAAAGAAUUGGUAGAAGAAAGAUGCUUAUGUUUUCAACUAUUACAGCUGCUUUAGCUUUGACCGGUUUAGCUAUAUCAACAGCAAGAUAUAAUGCUAUCCCUACUAAAGCUGCAUCUCAAAGUGCCCUUGCUUUUAUUUAUUUAUUUGGUAUAUUCUUCUCAUUUGCAUUCACCCCUGUCCAAGUCAUCUAUGCUUGUGAAGUUGCUUCAAAUCCAAUGAGAUCAAGAUCCAUGAUCAUCUUUAAUAUCACUGCAGGUAUCGCUCAAUUCAUCAACCAAUUUGCCACACCAACGGCUAUGAAGAAUAUUUCAUAUUGGUUCUAUGUCUUCUAUGUGUUCUGGGAUCUUUUUGAAUGUGUGGUCAUUUACUUCUUCUUCGUUGAAACUAAGAGUAGAACAUUGGAAGAAAUGGAUGAAAUUUUCUUAGCAAAGAAUCCAAGAAAAGUAUCAGUUGGAAAUUAUGAGGACGAGAAUGAUGAUUCAAAGAAAUUUCUUCAAUAUAGAAAUAAUGCCGUUACUUCUAUUUCUCAUAUUUUUUCUAAGUCAAAAGUUGAAGAAAAAGUUAGUGAAGCCGUCUAA